Messenger RNA from Striga asiatica, 2202 nucleotides. Lineage: Eukaryota; Viridiplantae; Streptophyta; Magnoliopsida; Lamiales; Orobanchaceae. The record is from the annotation of a GenBank genome assembly.
CACAAAGGUUAAUUUGCUUAUCAAAAUGUGAAACCAAAAAAUAGAAUCACAACUAAUUGGCACUUGAUUUGAGAAUAAAAACUAAAAAUUUCAGCUACAUUAUUUGCUUGAUUAUUUAUUCCUUAAGCAAAAUGUUGACAUUAACCAUUUUUUUUUUCUUUGUAAUUGCAAACACUCCCUAGUCUAAUUGAUCCAAGUUCUAUAUACUCUCUCUGUGUCAGGUUGAUUUUGAAUUUGUAAAACUGCAGGAAUUUUAUGAUUCAUCUCGAACUUUUAUCGGUUAUGGGGAAUGAUUUCAUAUACCAAGUCCAAACCAGGAAAAUCGUAUGGCUUAUCGGGCUUAUUAUAGCCUCGAUUUUAAUCAUACAGUCUUUCGAGCUACCAUACAGAGACAGAUUCCUAUCUCUGUUUACUUCAGAAAAGGCUUAUUCCAAUUCCUCUGUUCAUCUCAAUAGCAAAUUCCCAUCAAUUCUGAAUUCAGGUGAAAAAAAUAUUUCGAAAACAAUUUUCCCUCCCGAAAAUGUGUCCGAUAUUAGUCCGUCUUUAAGUACUUUCGCUCGAGAGAACAAAGUUUCCCCGGGCCCGACAAAAAGCCCGGUAAUUUAUCGGUUAUCGGUUGGGAACAUCACUGAAGCUCAUAGUCCUUUGCCUCCAUUUGUUUCGUCAUCUCAGUCAUUUGUUCCUAGAAGAAAUUCAAAUUUAAAUAUCGGUAACGAAAAACGGGCCUCCACGAAAAUCGGGCCUCCGGAGGAAAACCCUGAAAGCCCAUUGCCAGCUGUGGUGUCUUUAUCCGAGAUGAACGACAUGUUGGCCCGUAGUUGGAAGUUGCCCGACACAAUGAUCAGCCCACAAUGGCAUUCGGAUGCGGAUCAAGAAUUGGUCGAUGCAAGAUUCGAAAUCGAGCAUUCGCCUAUUGUUCGGAAGCAUCCGAGCCUAUACGCACCUAUUUAUCGAAAUCUUUCAUCGUUUGUGAGGGGAUAUGAAAUAAUGGAGAAGAAGCUCAAGAUUUACAUCUACAAGGACGGGAAAAAGCCCGUUUUCCACCAGCCGAGGCUCAAGGGAAUAUACUCGUCUGAGGGCUGGUUCAUGAAGCAGCUAAAGUCGAGCAGCCGGUUUCUAACCAACGACACGAACGUGGCCCACCUCUUUUACCUGCCGUUCAGCUCCCAACUUCUCGUGGACUACGUUUACGUGCGUGAUUCCCACACAUUUCGCGACAUAAACGAGUUUUUGGAGAAUUACAUCCGCACGAUCAAGACAAGGUACCCUUUCUGGAAUCGAACGGACGGCGGGGAUCAUUUUCUAGUCGCGUGCCACGAUUGGGCACCGAUCGAGACCCGACAACUCAUGUCGAACUCCACGCGGGCCCUAUGCAACUCGGACGUGAAGGAAGGCUUCCGUUUCGGAAGGGACGUCUCGCUUCCCGAGACGUACAUACAUUCGCCUCAAAGCCCGAUGAGGGAUAUCGGGGGCCCGCCGCCCUCAAAGCGCAAGAUUUUGGCCUUCUUCGCGGGCCAAAUGCACGGCCACGUACGCCCGAUUCUAUUACGACAUUGGGAGAACAAAGAUCCCGACAUGAAGAUUUUUGGGUGGAUGAGAAAAGGGUACACGUGGCACAUGAAGAACAGCAAGUACUGCAUUUGUGCAAAGGGAUAUGAGGUCAACAGCCCGAGGGUAGUCGAGGCCAUACUCUACGGUUGCGUGCCGGUUAUUGUGUCGGACAAUUUUGUCCCUCCGUUUUUCGACGUGUUGAAGUGGGAGUCAUUUGCGGUUUUCGUUCCCGAGAGGGAUAUUCCGAAUUUGAAGGGUAUAAUCGUCUCGAUAUCGGACGAGAGGUAUUUAGUGAUGCAAAAGAGGGUGGAGAUGGUGAGGCGGCAUUUCAUGUGGCAUAGUAAACCCGUGAAAUACGACAUUUUUCAUACUAUACUUUAUUCGGUUUGGAAUAAUAGAGUUUUGAGGACAAAGUGAUUAAUUAAGUUGGUUGAUUAUGGUCGAGAUAUAAAUUGUUUUUUUUUUUUUUAAUUAUUAUUGUGGAGAUGGAAAUUGUUUGAUUGUUGAAAAUUUGAAAUUGGUGAAUAAGAAUGAAUUGAAAUGGAAUAAUAGAAUGAAGGGUUACACGGUUUGGGCCUUGUUAAUUGGCUGGGUUUUUUGGGAAAUUAUACAUGUAGGAUAUUGAAGUUUGAAUGUAUAAUUUAAUUUUUA